GGACGUCGUAGUCUUCAGACGACGGCGCCAGUAUCCAAGCACUGAUGAAACUAUCUGGCCCCCGCCCUCGAUCACCGGCAUCACCCAGCAUGUACCCCCUCAGCCGGGCUUCACUUACGUCUUUACUUGCCUGCUUUAAAUCAUUGCGCUUCUAUGAUGGAGAGCACAAUGAGGUGUUUGAGCCGACCAAAGGCCUCUUGCCACCGCAUACAUACAUCCAGCUUUUAACCUGCCCCAAGAUGCUACAGUUGGUAGCGGAACCUCUCUUCUCUUUGGAUUUCCCGCGCUGCUGAAAGUAAUUCUAGGCUCAAUUUCUGUACAACUCGGGUUACUUCCAAGCACUUUCGGGUAUCAGAAUCAGACUGCACUUUGUCGAGUGCCGCAGUGUGUUGAUAUGAUGCCACGGUAAUGUAUGCCGUUGCAAAGAGAAAACCCGACCUCUUUCGUCGAGCGCAGAUCGGCCGCAGGGCCACCAGCCGGCACGUUCCCCGUUCCCAGGCCUCCGCCACUUGCUAUAUUUAUGGAGACCUCAGAUGACUGAUAUCGACAAGUAGGCUUGCAGGCUCCACAGUGGAUGUACGACUUCUAUGAUGCACGGUGAACGUUCAAUCUGAGAGCUCCAUUGUUACAUUGGCCUUUACGUUUAGAUGCUCUAGCCCAUGAACCCUGCGUCACGGGCGGAGAGCCAGACCAGGAACACCGAUGGGACUGCAACGUUCCACAUGCAGACGGCGUAUGCUUCCCUUCCGCCACCAUGAUAGGGAAGAAACUCACAAAGUCCGGUUCUUGGAUAGGGGGAUUCUCGCUCGUCCUCCAUCCCAUUGGCUGUGGGCCAUUCAAAUGCUCGCCACAACCUCUCCAUCACAUAACCUAACCAUGCCCAUAACACGUACCUCGAGCAAGCUGUCAUGCCCUGGGCACUGGAAUCCCGUACGCUGCUUGGCAACUUGUAUAAGGGGACCUCUGUCGCAAAAUUAAGCCAUCCCUCAGCACACCCAAUGGACUUCCCCGCUGCUGUCCGCACUCCUGCUUUGCUCAUCGCUGGUUUCGUUUUGGUAUCUCUUGCAAAGAAGGUCGUCGAGAGCCGCCGCCAGGAGUUUGAGCUGCCGCUCCCGCCUGGGCCUCGAUCAUUACCAUUGAUUGGCAACUUACUAGACAUUAACAUCAAGGAGCCAUGGCUUACUUUCGACGAGUGGGCCGCCAAGUACGGUAACAUCAUACAUUGCAAAUUGUUUAGCCUCGACAUCGUCGUCCUCCAAACCGAGGAAGCGGUCAGAGAGCUCCUCGAGAAUCGAUCGUGGAAGUAUUCGGAUCGCGUUGAGAUGGCCACGUUUGAACCUUACGGCAUGGCGUUCAUUACGAGUAUGAUAGGGUACACCGAUACAUGGAGGUUCCACCGUCGGCUUUACCACCAGGUGUUCAGGUCCGAAGUCGCUCAGACAUUCCGUCCGAUGCAGCUACGCAAGGUCCAUCAACUUGCGCGCAAUCUCAUGUCAGCACCGGAAGACUUCUACGAGCAUCUCCAUACCCUCGGUACGGCAGUGGCUAUGGCCGCCGUUUAUGACUAUGACAUCGAGCCCCGCCACGAUCCGCUCGUGAAGGUUGUCGACAACGCGAUUAGUAAUAUGAUAGGUGCGCCUGAGCAAGGUGCCCUCGUCGGCGCGUUUCCAUUUCUUAAGUACAUACCACCUUGGCUCCCGGGUGGUAGGUAUAACGCUUCCGUGAGUAAGAAAUAUGCGAACAUUCUUGUUAGUACUCCGUUCCAUGCGCUAAAGGAGCGAAUGGAGCGAGGCGAAGCGAUACACGGUCUGGGAACGAUAUCUUUACGACGUUUCCAGGAAGAGGACGAGACGGGCGAGCUGGUCGAGACCAUCAGGAACGCUUGCGCAACCGCCUUCGCUGCCGGAUCAGAUACAACCACAGCUACCCUCGUCAUCUUCGUGUACGCGAUGAUGAACAACCCCGAAAUCCAAGCAAAGGCGCAAGCAGAGCUGGACUCCGUUGUUGGCCGAGAGCGACUGCCCACGUAUGAGGACAAGCCCGCACUUCCGUACAUCGAGGCCGUAUUGCGCGAGACUCUUAGAUGGUUCCCCAUAGUUCCGCUUGGCGUGUGGCACGCAACCUCCGAGGACGAUGUGUACGAAGGACACUACAUUCCUAAAGGCGCAGCCGUGAUUAGUAACAUUUGGGCAAUCGCACGCAACCCGGCCAAGUACCCCAACCCUGACAAGUUCAUCCCCGAGCGCUUCUUAGGCCCCGACGGUCAGCCGACGGAUGACACUGCAAUGUACGCGUUCGGGUUCGGGAGGCGGGUCUGUGCCGGGCGCCACGUCGCGCUCAACUCGGUUUGGAUGUCGAUAGCGACGAUUCUUACGCUGUUCAACAUACGAAAGGCGAAGGACGAGCACGGACGCGAGAUUUCGCCGAAGUUGCCGUAUAGCACUGGUGUCGUGACUACGCCACUAGCUUACCCGUGCCACAUAAGCCCACGGAGCCCGGAUAUUGAUAUGGAGAGGUUGAACGAGAUGAUCAGCGACAUUUACGAUGAAUGAAUGAAUGUGGUGAAUCGUGUUGACCUACCAUUCGAAUGCUCUUGUGAGCACUUUUGAACCAACACAUCCGCUUGUUGAGUAAAUCUACAGUAACCAUUGCUACCUAGCAGAAUGUGGCCAAUAAAGCAUUUUAUUUGACUCGG
Coniophora puteana RWD-64-598 SS2 is the source of this 2695-nucleotide messenger RNA. RefSeq names its product cytochrome P450. Lineage: Eukaryota; Fungi; Basidiomycota; Agaricomycetes; Boletales; Coniophoraceae. The coding region runs from base 909 to 2552 and encodes 547 amino acids. Gene Ontology annotation, molecular function: heme binding; oxidoreductase activity, acting on paired donors, with incorporation or reduction of molecular oxygen; monooxygenase activity. The record is from RefSeq and is a predicted model, not a curated record. The transcript is spliced from 14 exons.